Molecule: messenger RNA, 506 nt
Organism: Porites lobata
Lineage: Eukaryota; Metazoa; Cnidaria; Anthozoa; Scleractinia; Poritidae
Source: the annotation of a GenBank genome assembly
AUGGGAAUUAAAACCUUGCUUCCUUUUCUGAAAGACGUCACUGAAAACAGCUAUUUAGACAGUUUUAAAGGUCUCGUGGCGGCCGUAGAUGCGUCUUGUUGGUUACACAAGGCCAUUGCGAUCAGUUAUUCGCAAUUCGGAGACGAUCGAAGGUGAGAACUUUUAAUAUGAAAGUUUUACUAUGUCUUAAUUUGUAUUGCAUUUUAACUAAUGUUUUUACUUCUUAGAGUGAAGGAGAUCUGCAAUUCUUAUCUGGAUCUACUGGAAAGGAAUAAAAUUCGACCGUUGGUCGUGUUCGACGGAUUGCCGCUACCGGGCAAGGACAGAGAGCGUGAUAACAGAGCAAUGUGAGAGAAUUUUUUUGCAUUGACAGUUGAAGCUCAGUUCAAAUAUUUAAGCCUUUUGUCUAAUUUUCUUUAGUAGAAAUGAUUUUUUUUCAGCAGACAUUGAUCUCCCAUAAAUCUUCUUCCUUUAGGCAAAAAAAAACAACAACAGCAAAAAGCUGA